CAUGGUCGCCGACGUUUUGGCAGCCGCUGCCACAUGCGCACACCGAUUGGGCCCACUGUGCAACGUGUGGCUGUUGACGACAGCAGCAGCAGCACAGGCAGCAACGAUCGCAACUCGCGACACGAGCAAGGCGAACGGAAAGGUGUGCGGGUUAUGAGCGGCAACGGGAGCGGGGGAGCAAAAGCAAAAGCAAGUGACGAACUUACGGCCAACAGCAGCAGCAACAACACCAAUAACAGCAACAGCAACCGGCCCGUUUGGAGCAGCGCGCAUGCCACACACAGUUUAAAUAUGUGAAAUUAGUACAAAUCGUGAUUUCAACAGCGAACGACGAGCGACGAACGAACGUCGACGAAGUGGCGACAAAACCAACAAAAAAAAAAGCACGAGCGAGCAGCAGCAGCAGUAGCAGCAGCAGCAAUAACAACAGCAACAGGCUCAGCCACAGAAGUAGCCACAGCAGCAGCAGCAGCAACAUCAGCUAAAGCAACAUCAACACAGCAACUAAUAAAACAAAGGCCAAAGCUUAAGGAGGAAACAAAAACAACUUCUGUAAGACAUAAAACAAUAAUACCACAGCUUUAAACCGAUAUUUAUGCAAUUGCAACACCAGGAAGAACAUCAACAGCUAGAUCAAUAACGAAAUGGAGACACCAACACUUACCUACACCAAAAAUAAUACCAGCCAAAGCUCCAACGGCGAGUCCUAACUAAUUAACACCAACAGCGGAUACACCAAGAAAGUUGAUUCCUAUUAACAUUAAAAAAACACCAACACAACAAACUCCAAAACCAGGAAAUACAACAACAACAUACUAAUCACAACACCAACAAAUACAACAACUACUUCAAAACUGAUUGGAGAAUCAAUACAACAAUUAACAACGAUUACACCAACGCUCUUCGCUCUGUGGAAUCAAGUGGCAACCACAACAACACCUACUCGUCCAACAACAUGCAAUAAAACAGCUGAUAGCAAAUAGAAACGCCAGCAGCAGCAGCAACAACAACAAAGCCUGGCAUUAUCAAGCGAGCAACAACAGGUCGCGCGAAAAAGCAAAAAGUCAGAAGAAGAAAAAGACAACGAAAAAGCCCGCCUGCUGCAGCACUCACACUUUGACAGCCGGAAAAGAGACAGCGGGUGUAAGAGAGAGAGAGGCGAGUCGCACACCUUUGCGUUGAUUUUGGACGGCCAAACGAACGGAACGAGCGAGCGAGCCCUCACUCUCUCACUCACACAAAGUGCAGCUGAGCUGGCGCUGCCGCUGCCGCCGCACUUGCCGCUGCCACAACACAGCGCCGAACGCGCUGAACGUUGCGAACGCUCAACGCUCAACGCUCGCCGCUGCUGCCGCCAGUCGAAAGUCAAAAGCAACGUGUUGUGGACGCUUUUUUCGUCGCGUUGCCGUUGCGUUGCGUUGCGUUCGCCUUUCAGCCUGCUGCGGCCCCCCAUCUCUCUUUCUCUCUCUAUCCACCUGCCUAUCUCGCACCCACCCACCGCUGCAGCCACCACCCCACCAACACCCCCCGCUGGGCGAAACUUUCACCAUUAUGUCCAGCAGCGCAGCCGCAGCGCAGUUCAAGCUUGACGCCAACUCCAAUGCCAUUGCAUUGAUCGCUGAUGUUGCCUCUGCCGCGGCGCAGUCGCUGCCGCUGCCCCUAACGCUGCCACUAUCGCUACCUCUGCCGCUGCCUCUACCGCCAUCGCCCACGCACCCAGCGACGGCGACAGCGACGCCAGCUGACCGCAUCGAAUGGUCGCGCUCCACGAUCCUGAACUUCAUCGAGGACUACCGGCGUCAGCGGGUCCUGUGGGACCCCAAUACCAAGGGCUACCACAUCAAGCAGACGAAGUACGAGGCCCUCAAGCUGCUGAGCAGCAAGUACGGCACGGAAAUCCGCUCAAUCCGCUCCAAAAUCAAGUCGCUUCGCAGUUCCUUCCAUCGCGAGCAUGGCAAGGUGCUCAGCGGACGCAGCCGCGGCGUCCACUAUCAGCCGAUGUGGUUUGCCUACGAAGCCAUACGCUUUAUCCUGGAUGGCGAGCGGGAUCAUGAUCAGGAGCCAGAGCCGGAGCAGGCUUCGGAGCGGGAUCAGGAUCAGGACCGUGACAGGGAGCAUGAUCUGGAUCGCGAGGCGGAAACGGAGGCCGAUGAGAAGCUCGCCCUGAUGCAUAGCCUGGACCUGGAGCAGCUCAAGGCGGACAAGCAGCAGCAGCAACAGGUGGAGCGGGACCGAGAGCUGCACGCCGAGGAGCUGACCGCCCGCAUUGCUGCCACCGUUGCUGCCGUCGCUGCUGCUGCGGCGGCCGCCAAUGCCAGGGAUCGGGAGCGGGACAGGGAACGAGAUGCGGACAGCAUUGCCGGCGAUGCCAUGGAUACCGCCGGUGAUUUGGAUCUCGAGGAGGCAACCGGAGCGGUUGAAUCCUCCUCGGCGGCUGUGACACGUUCCUCUUCCGAUUUGGAUGGCGAGAAUUACUGCAAUAUCAGUGCCGAAGAUGUGAAAACAGAAAUUAUCGAGCACGAAUCGGAGCUGGGAAUGCUGGAUCGCCGGACGAGCACACCGUCGCCCAUAAAUUACUAUAAGCCUACGGACCUCACCUACAAUCACCGCAAGCGCAAGGCCAUGGACGAGUGCAGUGGCGUGGUCUUGGGGGGCGUGAUGGGCGUGGAGCAUGUUGUGGGUGCCCUGACACUGACGCCAAUCAAGGCAUCGGGUGGCGAACGGACAGGCUGCAGUGGCGUAGGAGGAAAUCCCAGUCAGCAGCAGCAGCAGCAGCAGCAGAUGAACCACAGCCAGCUCGCGUUUCAGGCGCUGCAGCAGCACUUUAGUCACAGUCACAGCCUCAGUUUAAGCCACUGCAACGGGCAACCACAGCAGCAGCAGCAGCAGCAGCAGCAAUCGCUGCAACACCAGCAACAACAUUCCAGUAACAUGGCACAGAAACGUGAUCGUGACCGUGAUCUCCAUCAUCCUCCAUCGAAUGGCCACAACAACAAUAACAACAACAACACCUCGCUGGACCCCACUGGAGCCACCUCCAGCAGCACUUGCAGCUCGAGCAGCAAUAGCAAUGCCACGCCCCCCAAGCCCAUCAACGGACUGAGCUCCAAUCACGUGGACGAGUACGGCGUAUUCGGGGAGUAUGUGGCCAUCACCAUACGCAAGCUGAAGACCUCCAAGUCAAAGAUCGUGGUGAAGCACCUGAUCAACAAUCUGCUGUACGAGGCCGAGCUGGGGAAGUAUGAUCAGGGGAUGCCGGCCAGCAAGGAGCCGCCGCAGCUUUACAAGAUGCAAUAAAAGUGGGGGGGAAAUCAGAGGGAGGGGACAGACAACGCACUAGUCAGCAAAGCAACAAUGGGUUAAAGCCAGAGCCAACAAUUCUAAUGAAACCUUUUUAGGGGGGAAAAAAAGAGAGUAGAAAAUAGAAAGUCGAAGCUUAAUGGGUAGGGACAUGAGCAUUUCAUUCAGGGACAAAGACCAUAUAAGUACUUUAUCUACAUAUAUAUAUAUUAUAUAUUAUAUAAACACGAUUUAAGUGAGUAUAAAUCAUCAGAAGUCAGUCAGUCAAAGUUAAAAAAAAGGAGUGCAGUUGAAACAAACAUACCAUUAAUUAAAUUGAAUUAAUUAUAAAUGCUUUACGUUAAGUGUGCAUUUUUAUGCACGCGCCCAUAUAAAUAAUAUUACGUUUUUUUAAUUUCCACCAACGUUAUAUAUAUUUUUGAUUUUCGUUUUAUUAUAUACCGUAUAUAUUUACAUUUGGCAAUAACACUUUGAACUCAGGUGCCUUUAUUUUUUAGUCAAUUAAGUCUUGUUAUCUUAUGCAUAAAAGCGAAAACAGCAAACAAACACAAAAAAAAAAAAAUAAUAAGAAAAAAACAGCAACAACAAUGUAAAUUUAAUUAACUUUUUUAUCGCAUAUGCAAAUCCAUAUGUGUAAACUUAAUUCUGUAAAUAUAUAGAGAGGAUAAUGAAACGUGAAAUGUGCAUAUCUUAAUUUUUGUUAAUGCAUUAACUAAUUUGAAACGAGCGGCAGAAAGGCUCCAAAUAAAAAUGCAGAAAUGUUGAAUUUCAUUUUGAAAAUGA
Messenger RNA from Drosophila kikkawai, 4083 nucleotides. Lineage: Eukaryota; Metazoa; Arthropoda; Insecta; Diptera; Drosophilidae. The record is from RefSeq and is a predicted model, not a curated record.